GACAGAGGAGACAUGGAACCUGACGCGAGACGGACUUUCCUGCUUCUUCUCAUCUGUUUGCAGACGCAAGACUGCUUCUCAUCCAAGGCAGAGGACCGUUUGUUCAGGAAGCUUUUCAGACGAUACAACCAGUUCAUCAGGCCGGUGGAGAAUGUCUCUGACCCCGUCACCGUGGAGUUCGAGGUCUCCAUUUCACAGCUGGUUAAAGUUGAUGAAGUGAAUCAAAUCAUGGAGACAAAUUUAUGGCUCAGGCAUAUUUGGAAUGACUAUAAACUACGAUGGAAACCACUAGAAUUUGAUGGAAUCGAGUUCAUCAGAGUUCCAUCAAACAAGAUCUGGAGACCUGACAUCGUUCUCUACAACAACGCUGUAGGUGACUUCCUGGUGGAGGAUAAGACCAAAGCUUUGCUGAAGUUUGAUGGAACCAUCACUUGGGUUCCUCCUGCCAUUUUCAAAUCCUCGUGUCCGAUGGACAUCACCUACUUCCCCUUUGACUACCAGAACUGCUCCAUGAAGUUUGGCUCCUGGACUUAUGACAAAGCCAAGAUUGACCUGGUGCUCAUUGGAUCCAAGGUAAACCUGAAAGACUUCUGGGAGAGCGGCGAGUGGGAAAUCAUCGACGCUCCAGGCUACAAACAUGACAUCAAGUACAACUGCUGUGAGGAGAUCUACCCAGACAUCACCUACUCCUUCUACAUCCGGCGCCUGCCACUCUUCUACACCAUCAACCUCAUCAUCCCCUGCCUCCUCAUCUCUUUCCUCACAGUGCUGGUUUUCUAUCUCCCAUCCGACUGUGGAGAGAAGGUCACGCUCUGUAUCUCCGUCCUGCUCUCCCUCACUGUGUUCCUGCUCGUUAUCACAGAGACCAUCCCCUCAACAUCGCUAGUGAUCCCUCUCAUUGGAGAGUACCUGCUCUUCACGAUGAUCUUCGUCACACUCAGCAUCGUCAUCACUGUGUUCGUGUUGAACGUGCACUACCGCACGCCGAUGACCCACACAAUGCCGUGCUGGGUGCGGUCUGUGUUUCUCAAAGUGCUGCCGAGGAUCAUGCUGAUGCGGAGACCCAUCGAUGAGGAUGGCAGGGCCGGGUGGUUGGACGACAGUGGGGAAGCAGGAGGAGUUGGAGGGGGAGGAGGAGGCGGAGGAGGGAAAGGGAGGAAGAAGCAGAAGAACAGCCUGAUGCAACAGGUUGGAGGAGGGUCACUCAACUGUUUGGAGUUUGGGGACAAUAAGCUCUCGUCCGUGGAGAGCUGCAGUGAAAAUAAAUGCCCCUGCCAGCAUGGAAGGGAGACCCCAGACACUCCAGACUCUGGACAGAUUAGGCGUCAGCUGAGCCCUCAGAACAUCAACACCGUCAUGGCCUUCUCUGUGUUGUCACCAGAGAUCAAACAGGCCAUCGAGAGCGUCAAGUACAUCGCCGAGAACAUGAGGAGUCGGAACAAGGCCAAAGAGGUUGAAGACGACUGGAAAUACGUCGCCAUGGUGAUUGACAGGAUCUUCCUUUGGGUUUUUGUGACCGUGUGCAUCCUGGGAACCAUGGGCCUUUUCUUCCAGCCUCUCUUUAGUUUCCUCUCAUGA
This is a messenger RNA of Nematolebias whitei (Rio pearlfish), 1578 nucleotides long. RefSeq names its product neuronal acetylcholine receptor subunit alpha-3-like. Bases 13 to 1578 code for a protein of 521 amino acids. Gene Ontology annotation, biological process: nervous system process; regulation of membrane potential; signal transduction. Gene Ontology annotation, molecular function: acetylcholine-gated monoatomic cation-selective channel activity; transmembrane signaling receptor activity. The transcript is spliced from 8 exons. NCBI's taxonomy places the organism in Eukaryota, Metazoa, Chordata, Actinopteri, Cyprinodontiformes, Rivulidae. Gene Ontology annotation, cellular component: neuron projection; synapse; postsynaptic membrane. The record is from RefSeq and is a predicted model, not a curated record.